Staurois parvus is the source of this 319-nucleotide messenger RNA. Lineage: Eukaryota; Metazoa; Chordata; Amphibia; Anura; Ranidae. The record is from the annotation of a GenBank genome assembly.
UCAGUGUGCCCUGACGAUCAGUGUGGCCCCAGAGGUGCCACCUGUCAGUGCUCAUCAGUGCCACAUCAAUGCCACAUAUCAGUGCAUACCAAUGCACAUCAAUGCCACAUAUCAGUGCUCAUCUGAGCUGCCUUUCAAUGUCACCCAUCAGUGCCAGUCAGUGCCACCUAUCAAUGCCAAUCAGUGCCACCUAUCAGUGCUGCCAAUUAGUGCCACCUAUCAGUGCCAGUCAGUGUCGCCUAUCAGUGCUCAUCAGUGCCAUGCCUCAUUAGCGCACAUCAAUGAAGGAGAAAAAUCACUUAUUUACAAAAUUGUAUAA